Molecule: messenger RNA, 311 nt
Organism: Staurois parvus
Lineage: Eukaryota; Metazoa; Chordata; Amphibia; Anura; Ranidae
Source: the annotation of a GenBank genome assembly
UUGGUGGCUGUUGUUCCCAGUUGCUUCCACUUUGUUAUAAUCCCACUAACAGUUGAGCGUGGAAUAUUUAGUAGCCAGGAAAUGUCACGGAUGGACUUAUUGCCCAGGUGGCCACCUAUCACGGGACCACGCUUGGAGUCACUGAGCUCCUGAGAGCGACCCAUUCUUUCACCAAUGUUUGUAGAAGCAGUCUGCAUGCCUAGGGGCUUGAUUGUAUACACCUGUGUCCAUGGAGGGGAUUGGAGCACCUGAAUCACAUGAUUGGGAGGGGAUUGGAACACCUGAAUCACAUGAUUGGGAGGGGAUUGGAA